Molecule: messenger RNA, 1233 nt
Organism: Knipowitschia caucasica
Lineage: Eukaryota; Metazoa; Chordata; Actinopteri; Gobiiformes; Gobiidae
Source: the annotation of a GenBank genome assembly
AUGACAGCACUGCUUCUCUGCAUCAUGAGCCAUCUCUGUGUGCCUCAGGUGGCCACCCUCCACAAAGGCCUGGACCGCUGUGCUGCUCUCCUCGGGGACAUCCUCCAGUGUGAAAACACAGGUGCAGCUGCAAACCAAGCCAGCGCUGAGAAGGUCAACACCCCCAAACGCCGGCCGCACACUCCCACCGGGAAGAAGGCCAUCAGGAGGUCCGUCUCCAAGUCGGCUUCAAACCCCCGAAGUGUGCAGGCAGCCCUUAGGAAAUCCAUCCCCAAAGCCUCCGCAGCUUCCACCACUCCCCAGAGGUACCCCGCCCACUCCGGCAUCAAGCUCCCUCCCCCUGUCAGGAGAGCAUACCCCCUGAAAACCCCAUCCAAGUCCCCCAGAUCGCAACCUCCACAGGCCCCUAUCACCCCUGAUGCUCUGGACCAUGUGCCCGAGAGGGACCAGGGGCCGGGGGCGGAGGCCGGGGGUACGAUGAGGAGAGUGCAGUGUCUGCUGGGAGAACUGAGGAGUCUGAUGGCUGGACAGGGAGGCUCGGCUCAGACGUACUUGCAUUUGCUGGAGCAGACCGCGAUCUCCGCUCUGACCCCCGGCACCAGCACGACCCAGACUGAGGCCACAGAGGCUCGGCUCCAGAGGCAGAUAAACGUUUUGAACGAACAACUGCAGGAGCAGGAGGCGACACAGAAGCUUCUGAACUCCAGAGUGUUGAAUUUGCAGGGGCAGCUCGAUGAGGCAGAGAAGCGGCUCACUCAGACCCAGAACUCCCUCCUGGAGACCGAGGACAAACUCCAGAGCAGAACAGAGGAAAGCUUGUCUCUGAAAAGUGAGCUGGAGAGCACCAGAGGAAGACUGAAGGCCUCUCUCCAGGACAAGUUCAACCUGGAAAGAAGACUUCAGGACCAGCAGCAGGAGGUCCAGACAUUACAGCGAAUAAUUGACAGUUUGGAUUCCUCGACCCCCACGCUCCAGAAGCCACCAGGCCUCACCAAAGAGAACAUCACUCAAUACCUCCUGUCCCUGGAGCAGGGGCCUCAGCAGGGGCCUCAGCAGGGGCCUCAGCAGGGGCCAGAGCGUGGCCUGGACUUGGCUCUCAGCGACUGGAGCGACCGGUCCGAGUCCAGCUUCAACACCCGGGACGAGGCUGCGUUCCGGGACGGCCUGGCUGCUCUGGACGCCAGUAUCGCCAGCCUCCAACAGACUCUGAAACUGGACUUGGUCAAAACGUGA